Molecule: messenger RNA, 1880 nt
Organism: Bipolaris sorokiniana ND90Pr
Lineage: Eukaryota; Fungi; Ascomycota; Dothideomycetes; Pleosporales; Pleosporaceae
Exons: 3
Coding region: 295-1746 (483 amino acids)
Source: RefSeq, a predicted model, not a curated record
UUGCUUUUUUUCUGUCAAUACGAAGCCUAGUUCUUUAUUUGGGCAGGACCUCCUCGUUUCGUUCUCCACCACUUGCUUCUGACGGGAUAUUAUCUUGAUUUUUUUCCUUCUUUUCUGGUUUUUGCCUUCAUUCUCAGCUCUUCGUGCGCCAAUUACGUCCUUCUUACCUCCUGCCUGGUUCCUGGGAUCACUCGAAUUUUCUUUUCCUUAGGCAUAUCUUUUACGCGCGCACGCCCCUGGUUCUUGCAAGAAGUAUAUCUUUUUUGUCGCACGUUACUCUGGGUUGCGGGCGCUAUGAUGGGUUCGCGACGAGAGAUGAUGGGUUCGCGACGAGAGAUGAUGGGUGUGGUACUUGCGCUGCUAGCAUUCUUCUUGCCAAUUGUAACGGCGCAAAGCACGACUCCCAACCUCACUGCAGCAUCCACUUUUUACUUUGACCGCACAGAAACCCAGUUUUCAGUCAAUAUUGCGGACGACUCUGACGAUAUCUUCAUCUAUUUCGCCAGCCCAGCGUAUUCGUGGGUCGGCGUUGGGUUUGGUCCCAAGAUGCAAGGGAGUCUGAUGUUCAUCAUGUAUCCCAACAGCAAGGGCGACAACGUCACUGUCUCCCCACGCAUCGGCUCCUCAGGCGCAGAACCUACUUUCAACUCUUCAAUUGACCUCUCCAUCCUACCCGGCACCACUAUCAACGACUCGAUGCUCAUCCUGAAGGCACGCUGCGGCAACUGCCGCGACUACAUGAACACGAAAGCAGAGUCUCAACCUAUGAUUUACGCGUUCGGUAACGGCAAGAAUCUCAUGUCCAACUCGCGAUCAGCAAACCUCGCGCGCCAUUUUGGCUAUGGCUCCUUCACUAUGAACCUGCGCGCUGCCAAUGGUCCUGGAGGAGUACCUGCAAAAAGCAACGCACGAAACGGCGUCGAGAUGCAAGGAGAAAUGACCCGCGACCACGACCGCGCGAACCUUGCUCACGCCAUCAUGGGCUGCCUUGCACUCUUUAUCCUCUGGCCAUUGAACUUGAUUGCUGUAGCGGUAUUCAAGAACAUCAAGAUCCACGUGAUGUUCAGCGUAAUCAUUCUCGUAUUCCUGAUUGUCAGCUUUGCUCUGGGCGGGGUUGUCAGCGGACAAUACAACCGCGUAAGUCUCUCUACCUGUGAGUAUUCAAAUGUAGUACACAAGUAUACUAACCACCACCAGUCCAAAGCCUUCAACACCCCCCACCAAAUCUUCGCCUUGAUCGCCAUCCUCCCCUUACUCUUAAUGUCGCUUCUCCCUGCAUUCAACCACAUCAACGCCCGCCUCCGCAGCCUCCACACCCCCCUCGCCUCCACCUCGUUCGUGCUGCUCGUCCUCACCGGCGGCCUGGGCCUACAGCUCUCCUCGCAAACCCGCCCCAUCAUCCUCGUCUACACAUCCCUCUCCCUCGGCAUCUUCAUGUUCCUGAUCCUUAUGCACACCUGCAUUCACAGGCGGGGCUCCGCGUACGCGCGCGCGCUGACCCGCGGGUCCAACGACGACGCUAUCAUGCUCGCCAAAAUGGACGAGUGCAGGAGUAUUCCCAGCGCAGGUGGGUUUGGAAACCAGCCCCCGCCGCCGUAUCCGCCGCCAUAUGGUAAUGCGCACGUGAAUGGUGCACAGCAUCAGAGGAAUGGGAGUCGCUCCAUGUAUGGGGGCGGCACGAUGCCCGGACCCCAGUAUCUGCUUAAUAUGCAUCCUGGGGUGCCGGUGCAGGUUAGUCGGAUGUGAGAAGGGGUUUGUGGGAGAAUUUAGGGUCGAGGAAGAGACAGAUUUACAAUGAUGAUGAUGAUGAUGAUGAUGAUGAUGUGAUUUUUUUUGGUUUGCAUUGCGAGGCUGGCAUAGCAUGGGGGGAGUUGCUUGUA